This is a messenger RNA of Dujonia railenensis, 2286 nucleotides long. The record is from the annotation of a GenBank genome assembly. Lineage: Eukaryota; Fungi; Ascomycota; Pichiomycetes; Serinales; Debaryomycetaceae.
AUGGAAACUUGUCCGUUAUGUCUAAAGAGCUUUCCUUCUGACGAGAUCGAGCAGCAUGCUAAUCAAUGCUUGGACACGCAAGAGUCAUCAAUUGUAAUAGAGGCAUCUCAAGAGGGCCCAUCAUCUUCGCAAUCUACUCAGAAUAUUGAUGACAUAGAGAUUCUAUCUUCAAAAGCUCCCAAGAAUGCUUUUGACAUAUUAGGAUUGAAACGAAGUAGCAAAGUAAAGACUGAACCUAAAAGGAACCUGAAGAAUGUUAAAACUACUUCUUCUUUAACUAGCAUAUUGAUAGCUGAGAGGAAGAAGAAAGCUGAGGCAGCAGCAGCAGCUGCAUCAGCAGUGGAUAUGACGCAGCAAAUAGAUGAUGUAGGUAGUAGGUCCAUAGUCAAAAUUGAGCAAUCAGAGCCGAAGGCAAUACCAAUACCAGACAAAACCGUGAAUGCAAAUGCCAACGCAAAUGCAGGCGUUAAAUUGGCAAAUAAGAACUAUAAUUCUGACCGAAGUCUUGCUCAACUCCAAAGAGAAAGCAAGCUCCCAUUAGCGCAGAGACUUAGACCCCAAUCACUUGACGAAUACUUUGGCCAACAAAAACUUGUGGGCGCAAAUGGAAUACUCCGUAAUUUAAUAGAUUCUGAUAAUAUACCGUCAUUUAUAUUAUGGGGAGUACCAGGAGUUGGGAAGACUACCUUGGCAAGGAUUAUAUCCAAGAUGACUAGUGGCAAAUUCAUAGAGGUUUCAGGUGUAGAUGGUAAUGUGAAACGCCUUCGUGAAGUUUUCCAACUCGCUGAAAAUGAAAGGAAAUUGACAGACAGAAAGACGAUAUUAUUUAUAGAUGAAAUCCACAGGUUUAAUAAGGGUAUUCAAGAUAUAUUACUUCCAGUGUUGGAACGUGGAACAGUGACAAUAAUAGGAGCGACCACUGAAAACCCAUCUUUCAAUUUAAAUAAUGCAUUACUAUCGAGAAUGCAUGUCUUUCAAAUGGAACCACUUAGCCAUGAUGAUAUGGUAAAGGUAAUAAGCAGAGGACUCAGGUUGGUAAAUAAGACAAGGGCAGUUGUUUUCAAGUUACAUUUGAUCAAUUUAAGCAAAGACGCAAUCGACUAUAUGGCAAAAUUGAGUACGGGAGACUCAAGAGUAGCUUUAAAUAUAUUAGAAUCUAUUCAUGCAUAUUUGUCUGGCAUUAAAUAUCAAUAUUUCAAUGAAUUUGAACCCGAUAAAGAGUCUGGGAUUAAAAUCCCAGAAAAUGUCGGAGUAAUAAACAUUAACGAACAAAACUUAAAACCACUAUUACUGUCAAAGAAUUAUCAUUCAAUGUUUGAUAAGCGUGGAGACUCACAUUAUGAUACAAUCAGUGCGUUCCAUAAAUCAAUAAGAGGUUCAGAUCCAGAUGCUGCUAUAUUUUAUUUGGUUAAAAUGCUUGAAGGUGGAGAAGAUCCUCUUUUCAUAAUUCGUCGAUUAAUAGUAAUAGCCAGUGAGGAUAUUGGACUAAGAGACUCAUCCUGUUUACCAUUUGCCAUAGCAGCAAAGGAUGCUUUAGAAUUCAUAGGUAUGCCCGAAGGAGAAAUAGUUUUAGCUCAUGUCACAGCAAAAUUUGCUAGGGCUCCCAAAUCUACAAAAUCGUAUAGAGCACUACGCAAUGCUCAAGCGGUAUUCAAAGACAACCCAGACUUGAAAAAUAUCUCAAUUCCGUUGCAUUUGAGGAACGCUCCUACUUCUUUGAUGAAGGAGUUAGGAUAUGGGGAAGACUAUAAAUAUAAUCCAAACUAUGAAAAUGGCAAAGUAUUCCAAUCUUACUUGCCCAAGGCAUUGGUUGAAAAAGAACAAAUCGAUACGAAAUUCUUGGAAAAAACACAUAUGGGGACAGCACAGGACCCCAAACUUACUGAGGAAGACUAUAAAGCUGCUGAAAGUGAUGAAAGGUUAUACCGUGAAUACAAAGAGAAGAGGAAAUUAGAAAUCAAGAAUGAGCAAGAAACAAAGAAAAGAAGGAGCUGGAAGAGAGGAACCGAUUUUGGCAGCAAUUCUAAAGAUGUCGCUAAUAUUAAUGACAGCACCCUAAAUGAUUAUUUACCGGAGAGACACUCAUAUGACGAGUUCCUUCCUAAAUCUCAACAGCCACCUCAAUUCUUUGAUGGAGAAGAAAAGGAACAUUAUUCUGACGAUCCUGACUGCAUUCACAACUUUGAAAAUUCAUAUGAUGAAAAUAUGGGAAAAGAUGACCAACCACGUUAUGAAGAUGAGGAUAUACUUCAUUAUGACCCCGAGUAUCCCAUCUUCUAUGACUAG